This is a messenger RNA of Pseudopodoces humilis (Tibetan ground-tit), 1586 nucleotides long. It is a transcript of the gene LDLRAD4, whose product is annotated as low density lipoprotein receptor class A domain containing 4. NCBI's taxonomy places the organism in Eukaryota, Metazoa, Chordata, Aves, Passeriformes, Paridae. Gene Ontology annotation, cellular component: Golgi membrane; early endosome membrane. Gene Ontology annotation, molecular function: R-SMAD binding. Gene Ontology annotation, biological process: negative regulation of transforming growth factor beta receptor signaling pathway. The record is from RefSeq and is a predicted model, not a curated record.
AGCAAGACUCUCCUGACGCUCUGGACUUCAAGGAUGUCCUUAUGUUGUAUUGGAUGAGUUUGAACUAAAUAAGACUUCUUUCUAAAACACUUCAAGAAAGUGAGCGUGCCUGAGGGGAGAGGAACACAAGAGAGGAGAGACAAUUGAGCAUCACCAUUGGCCGAGACCUGAAAAAAAUGGUGCUGGAUGAACACAGGAUUAGAACUUAAUUGUAAAAGGGAAGGGAAGUCUGGACAGGUGAUUUGCUUCAUUUUCACAUUCAUCAUGGCACAAAUCCUCUGGCUGGCUGGUUGAUGGGACUGUCCAACACUUCUGCUUAGGUUCAGUGCAAAUCGCUUCUGCUUACACAUCGAAAGACUUGGGAACAGGUGGGAACUGGAUGGUGCCAAAUACAGGAAUGGAAAGAGAAAUGGACUCUGAUGAGCUAAGAUGGAAGUGACUUGACAGCAGCAAGCUCAGCAGUUGUCUCCAGUAAGGACAGGUUGAGACGGGAAUCUCAAGCUUCUCUGGAAGAGCAGUAUGCAGGAAGCUGGUUUUCAGGCCACAAAUGCUUUCACAGAGUGCAAAUUCACCUGCGCCAGUGGUAAAUGCUUGUAUCUUGGUUCACUGAUUUGUAACCAACAGAAUGACUGUGGAGAUAACAGUGAUGAAGAGAACUGCCUGCUUGUAACAGAGCAUCCACCUCCAGGCAUCUUCAGCUCUGAACUGGAGUUCGUUCAAAUCAUCAUUAUAAUCGUGGUUAUAACUGUUAUGGUGGUAGUGAUCAUCUGCUUAUUGAACCAUUACAAACUCUCCACACGCUCCUUUAUCAACCGACAGAGCCAAAGCAGAAGACAGGAGGAAACUCUGCAGACGGAGGGGUGCUUGUGGCCUUCAGAAAGCUCGGUUUCGCGCCAGGGUGCUUCAGAGAUCAUGUACGCCCCAAGGUCCAGGGACAGGUUUACCACCCCAUCUUUUAUGCAGCGGGACCGUUUCAGUCGCUUCCAGCCCACUUACCCUUACAUGCAGCAUGAGAUUGACCUUCCUCCGACCAUCUCCCUCUCCGACGGCGAGGAGCCACCGCCGUACCAGGGCCCGUGCACCCUGCAGCUCCGGGACCCCGAGCAGCAGAUGGAGCUCAACCGGGAAUCCGUCAGGGCGCCGCCCAACCGAACCAUUUUUGAUAGCGACUUGAUAGACAUCUCGAUGUACAAUGGGGGCCCCUGCCCACCCAGCAGCAAUUCGGGCAUAAGUGCAACCAACUAUAGCAGUAAUGGAAGGAUGGAAGGACCGCCCCCGACGUACAGCGAGGUCAUGGGGCACUACCCAGGCUCCUCUUUUUUCCACCACCAGCACAGCAACAUGCCUCCUUCCUCGCAGAGGGGGAGCAGACUUCACUUUCAGCAGAACAAUUCGGAGAGCACAAUAGUUCCCAGCAAAGGCCAGGACCGCAAACCAGGAAACCUGGUCUAAGUUACCCGCCCAGGUGCGUUUGGACUGAAGACGGGAGAUGCAAGCAGGGCGCUGGAGGAAGACCCCCGUGCUCCGGUGCACAGUGUUGUUACGUUUAACGUGGUACAACUGAGUAAAACCAAACGUGCAAACCA